Callorhinchus milii (elephant shark) is the source of this 3725-nucleotide messenger RNA. It is a transcript of the gene ip6k1, whose product is annotated as inositol hexakisphosphate kinase 1. NCBI's taxonomy places the organism in Eukaryota, Metazoa, Chordata, Chondrichthyes, Chimaeriformes, Callorhinchidae. The coding region runs from base 303 to 1595 and encodes 430 amino acids. The record is from RefSeq and is a predicted model, not a curated record. Gene Ontology annotation, molecular function: inositol hexakisphosphate kinase activity. The transcript is spliced from 6 exons. Gene Ontology annotation, cellular component: nucleus; cytoplasm. Gene Ontology annotation, biological process: phosphatidylinositol phosphate biosynthetic process; inositol phosphate biosynthetic process.
UGACGUUGACCCUGCCGCCAUCUUGCUUGUUUGUGUCGGGUUUCCAGGCAGGUCGGUCGGUCGGGUUUCCGAGCCACUCCGCUGCUCCGGGAGAUCGAGGGAGGGAGGGAGGUCCGGGGAGCCAGCCACCGCUGCCCGCCUCGCUGGAAGUGAACAAGAGCAUUCUGGAGUUGGGAGCUCUGCUUGCGUGAUAGACGUCGAGGCUGUAGGCUGGUCCUCAGGCUCGUACAGAGUAUAGCCAGCGAAGCCAGGCCCUAUGUGCUGUGCUCCAUGUCUCCUCCAAGCUGUGGCCCAGUAACGCAAUGUGCCUUUUGGACACCAUGGAAGUGGGGAACUAUGGCAACAACACAGUCUCAGAGAGACACAAAGGAGUGCUUUUGGAGCCCUUCAUUCACCAAGUCGGCGGGCACUCCAGUAUGAUGCGCUAUGAUGAUCACACCGUCUGCAAACCCCUCAUCACUCGCGAGCAGAGGUUCUACGAAUCGCUGCCACCAGAAAUGAAAGAAUUUACACCGGAAUACAAAGGUGUUGUGUUGGUAUGUUUUGAAGGAGACAGCGAUGGUUACAUUAACCUGAUCGCGUAUCCGUAUGAGGAGAGCGAAGGUUUGGAGCCGGAAGAACUUCCAGAAAGGGAACAACCCCGCAGGAAGCACUCGCGAAGAAGUUUCUUUCGAUCGAGCAGCAACCUUGAAAACCUGAUCCAGAAAGAAGAUCCCGACAUCCCGGAGAGCAUUCAGGCGAUGAAGAGCACAAAGUUGGAGGUACAGAUCCAGUCAGAGAUUCCCUUCCAGAUGUUGGAUGGAAACAGCGGGGUGACCUCAGAGAAGAUCAGCUUCAAUCCAUGGAGUCUACGCUGCCACAAGCAGCAACUGAGCCGCAUGCGCUCCGAAUCACACAACCGCAAGUUCUACAAGUUCCUCCUCCUGGAAAAUGUGGUUCAUCAGUUCCGUCAUCCCUGUAUCCUGGAUCUGAAGAUGGGAACCAGGCAACACGGAGAUGAUGCUUCUGAGGAAAAGGCAGCGCGACAGAUGAAGAAAUGUGAACUAAGUACAUCAGCAACACUGGGUGUGCGAGUGUGUGGAAUGCAGGUGUUCCAGUUAGACUCAGGGCAUUACCUCUGGAGGAACAAGUACUAUGGCCGCAGUCUUUCCAUUGAGGGAUUCGGGGAGACCCUGCAUCAGUUUCUGCACAACGGCAAAUACCUGCGCAAGGACUUGUUUGAUGCCAUCCUGCAGAAGCUCCGUAACCUCAAAGCGGUCCUGGAAAAGCAAGCCUCCUAUCGCUUCUAUUCCAGUUCUUUACUGAUCAUCUACGACGGGAAGGAGAGGAAAGCGGACUUUCGACACAAAUACUCGGAAACAUUCGUCCCCCAGGACAACAGCACGCAGGAAACCAUUAGCCCUGUGCCAUCCUCUUCCUCCAACGGCUCUCCGCCCAUGCCCAAACUUGACGUGCGGAUGAUUGACUUUGCUCACAGCACAUUCAGGGGGUUCCCAGACGACCAAACUGUUCACGACGGGCCUGACAAAGGCUAUAUCUUUGGAUUGGAGAAUCUCAUUAAUAUCCUAGAAGAGAUUCAAAAUGAAAAUCAGUAGCAUACUCCAAAAUGUUUCCUAUUUCUUUAUGUCUAUUUACUCAGUGGGUGAUUCCCUCCUCUCUCCUCUCUAUCUCCCCUCCCCCCACCCCCCAAGCACAUACUAUGACUGCUUAUUCUGAUAUUCAUCGUAACGGUGACAUCAUAGAAAAGUACUGUUCACUUCUGGCAAAUCGCUAGACACAAGUGAGUUUGUUAGACCUGAUUGUUCUACCACAGUGUAUACUCUUUUGUUUAGUCAAGUGAAGCAGAAUUUCCUACACUGACAACACCUCUUGAUCCUGUACAGGGAGCGGUGCUAUUCACUGACUGAUGCCUCCUAUGCAGUGGCAGAGGCUAAUGUGGAACUGUUCACUGAGCACCAAGGUAGCAAGUAGGUUACCCACUGCUCCCCAAAGACAAACUGCAUGGAUCUGCCAUAUGUACAUUUGUAAAUGUUGGGACAAAUUCCUCAUUUACGACCACCCUGAUUGUGAGUGAAGGACUCUGUAAUCUAACACUCAGGUUUGUUAGCUGCCAAGGUGUGUGAGUUUAUUUGAAUUUCUCUUCUUCCCACGAAUAUUAUUCCCCAAAUAUCUGGCCAGCGUAUGUGUUUGCUGAGGUUAUUCUCUCACUGCGCCAGCGAUUAAUGCACAGAGCCUGCUGCUACUCACCUAUUCCUUGGAGAUUAUUGCACGUUCUCUAGAAAGAAAAGCAGAUCAGUUUGAAUAGUUCAAAUCACGGACCAACGCUGGUUACUGCACAGGACUGAGUAUAUUAGGCUCAGAGCUUUGUACCGGUGACAGAUACGAGUAUCACAAAGCCAGGCUUCUGCUAGCGAGCACAAUCUCCUUGUCAGCACUCGGGCAAGAAAUCGAUCAGACUAACCCGCUCAGUGCUGUCAUGGACUUCCAGUGAAUGCAACCAGAAGUAUCGGGACAGUCAAAGCCAUUUCCUGUUCCUUAUCCUCAGAAGGACUUGGCUUUCCUUUGUUUGUGCAGUUCCAUAACGUAUGUACUGUUAAAUUCAAUGAAGAUAUUUUAGAAGAUUGUAGGAAAGCACAUGGGCAAGAGGGCAGGUGUUCUAUAAAACCUUCCCUGCACGCUGUUCCUAGUAUAGAGCUUUUAUGUUGCCAUCCUUUUGUUUUUAGAAUAUAUCGACUUGACACCGUUUGACCACAAGUAAUCGCCGUGUUUUAAAGAGUUUUGAAUCAGAUUAUAAUAUGUAGUUUUAAAAAAAAAUGCAUUAUUUUGUUACGUUUAUCUCAAAUCUUUAUUUUNAUCUUUUAAAAGUGUAUGUUUCAGUCCAGAUCACAAAGUGUUGUGUUGAGAGAGAUUGAGAGACCCGGUUUACAGAAUGGCCGACGAUUUCUUGAAGCUGCAGUAUUUACCCCUGGAAGUGGUUCACGUAAGACCACUUACGGAAAGCGCUUAUGGAAACGCUCAGAUCACCAGCAGUUUUACUCAAAUGAACCACCAACAACUGACUGACUGGAGUUGGGGUCUGCAAUGCUGGACUGAAAUUGUACAGCACAGUGGUGUGAAACUUUCAGGCCUGAUUAAAUAACUCUGAGCCCCUCUAAAUGGUUUGUACUCAGACCAAAUGUGUUUAAACAUUUCAUCCGAAUUCAUUGUAUUCUUUGAGCCACGCUUAUGUUCAAAGGCACUGGAGUGAUAAUGUGCUUCUUUCAGAUUUUUUUUCCUGAUCCAGUUACAAUCUUUUAUAUGUGAGUACGUAAUAUGAGGCUGCUUACUUCAGCUGUUCCACAUUCCUCCUGCUUGUAGAUUUCCAGUAAUCAGACCAUACAUCGCCCUGUGCUUCGAUAAUUUCACCAGAUUUUCUUCUUGUCAUUGGGGACCAACUGCCUGAUUUGCCUGAAAGUAUUCUUGAUUCUACAUUUGCAACCUUUUAACCCUUUGUUGUUGGUGACAUUUGAGUCUGUCAGGCAUGUAUUCGAUAAGCUUGUUGAUUCUUGCUUGAAUCAGCAGCUUGGUGGGUUUCCUCUCCUGCUAGGAUAGGAGAGGAAAUGGACAGUUUGCCCAUUGAUUGGGUUUGAGAAGGUUAGAUGGGGUUAGCUUGUUCUUUUCACCCAUUACCAGGGGCUUUAGGAAAUACGAGCAGGAAACAUCGGGGGUUGACUCACAGCUGAAGA